Molecule: messenger RNA, 1245 nt
Organism: Talaromyces proteolyticus
Lineage: Eukaryota; Fungi; Ascomycota; Eurotiomycetes; Eurotiales; Trichocomaceae
Product: putative alpha-ketoglutarate-dependent sulfonate dioxygenase
Exons: 7
Coding region: 82-1245 (387 amino acids)
Cellular component (GO): cytoplasm
Molecular function (GO): 2-oxoglutarate-dependent dioxygenase activity
Source: RefSeq, a predicted model, not a curated record
GAAAAUCGUAAUUGUUUCACAAGACCUUCGUUCAUUGCAUUUAUAAGUUUCACUUCUCACUUACACGUACAUUCUUAAACCAUGAUUGCCAAAAGUGAAUCUCCGGAUAAGGGUCCUCUUUACCCAGAUUAUCUUCCCCAUUAUGAUCCCUUAGAGAAAAUCCAGCCAGUUGGCCCAUUUGAGCAUGUAGACCCUGGGCAUCGUGCAGACCCUGAGUUGCCGAACCUUUUGAAAGAUGCAACGAAAGUGUUUGAAUUAAGUCCGCAUUGUGGGACUGAAAUUCACGGUGUCCAAAUUUGCGACCUUUCCUCUGAAGGACUAGAUGAGCUUGCACUAAUGUGUGCGGAACGUGGCUGCUUGGUGUUUCGUGACCAGACGUAUAGAGAUGCGGGGUUCGCCAGGCAGAAAGAGGUUGCUGCACAUUUUGGGCCGUUGCAUAAGCAUGGAUGGAUGCCUCAUCCAAAGGCUGCGGUGAACUCUACCGAGACCGAAGAGUUUGUGAUUGUUUUCGAUUCAAAAGAGUAUGACCUAUUCCAAAAUUUACCAAAGAUAGUUGAAAGGGCAAAUAUUAAUUUGAAAAGUGACCUUCGAGUACGAAAAUCUUGGUCCAGGAAAAGCCCGAUUCAAUUCCAUGUCGACCAGUCCCCAGAAUUGCAACCACCUGGUCUGACAUUCUUCUGUAUGCUUGAAUCACCACCUGGCGCUGGCGGAGAUACAAUUAUUUCCAAUCCUAAGAUGAACCGUGCAUUCGAACGUCUCUCUCCUUCUUUCCGCAAAAGACUCGAAGGCCUCAAGGCAAUACACACAACUGCGAACCCAAUUGCACGCGAAUUAAGAGACAAUGGGGAUCUUGCCGUUCUGCGACGACCUAUCACCAAGGCCACCCAUCCAGUAGUCACUGUCCACCCAGUCACCAAAAAGAAAGCCCUUUUUGUGAAUUCCUCUUACACGCAGCGAAUUGUAGGCUGGGAUGACGAGGAGUCAGACUAUAUGCUCAAGUUUCUUUUUGAUCACAUUAACCGUGGACAGGAUUUCUGUUGUCGAGUUCGUUAUGAGCCUGGAACGGUCGUAGUAUGGGAUCAAAGAGUGACACAGCAUUCUCAGACUCUGGAUUAUCAGCCAGGUGCACGCAGACAUGCAUUCAGGCUGACUCCCCUAUCAAAUGUUCCCAUUCCGUCUUUGGUUGAAGAGGAUGACGGAGAGUGCGCAAAAGAAGAAGAAAGGAUGAUGUUAGGUCUCUGUUAA